This is a messenger RNA of Gongylonema pulchrum, 738 nucleotides long. NCBI's taxonomy places the organism in Eukaryota, Metazoa, Nematoda, Chromadorea, Rhabditida, Gongylonematidae. The record is from the annotation of a GenBank genome assembly.
CUGAAAUAUGUUAAUACUACAAAGUAUUCAUUUCAGGUAGCAGGAAUCGAGCUACCGUUCGAUUCAUGCAAUGUUGCCCGUUCCCGUUCGCUGAAUCCACGUGGUAUCUACGUCAGUGCUGUAGUGGUCAUAACAUUCCAUCCACAGUUCAUCACAAAAGUGGAUCGUGCUUAUCGCAUUCAGUGCUUUUACAUGGAAGCCGAUAAAACAGUGAGCACGCAGAUUGAAGUGUCCGACAUCACCACUGCGUUCCAGACACAAGUGGUACCAAUGCCAAUCUGUCGAUAUGAGAUCCUGGAAGGUGGACCAACUGGAUCACCAAUCAAAUAUGCACUCAUUGGGCAGCAAGUCUAUCACAAGUGGACCUGUGAUUCGGAAACGGUGGAUACAUUCUGUGCCGUUGUACAUUCAUGCUUUGUGGAUGAUGGGAAUGGCGAUACCGUAGAGAUUCUAGACGAGAGCGGUUGCGCUCUGGACAAGUAUCUUCUCAAUAAUUUGGAAUAUCCUACAGUGAAGGAACCGAAUACCGACUGCCCACGACCGCAGUGUGCUGAACCGCAAGGCUUUGGAGCGGUGAAAUCUGCCGCUGCUCCAGCGCCAGCCGCUUUGGCACUCGCACCGCGAAAUUUACGCCUUAUCAGGAAGCGAUCGGUCGAUUACGAUAACACGGUUGAUGUGAGGACCGAAUUUAGUGCUGUUGAUAUCAGCGAAGAGGUUUGCGUGUUGCAACAUUUUUAA